Megachile rotundata (alfalfa leafcutting bee) is the source of this 5612-nucleotide messenger RNA. RefSeq names its product apoptotic signal-regulating kinase 1 (gene Ask1). Lineage: Eukaryota; Metazoa; Arthropoda; Insecta; Hymenoptera; Megachilidae. Gene Ontology annotation, biological process: MAPK cascade; protein phosphorylation. The record is from RefSeq and is a predicted model, not a curated record. Gene Ontology annotation, molecular function: ATP binding; protein binding; protein kinase activity.
CUAGAAGAAAUGGACGGUUGUGCUUAUAAUGUACAUUGCAAAAGGUAUUCUGAGUACCGUAUUGUGAUGAAGUUAAUAAUUUUGUCAGAAUUUUGUAUUAAUGGUUGUCAAAUAACACGUAAAGACAUAAUUCCAUUAUUCAACAAAGUUCUCAAAUAUUGAGUAAGAGUUAUAAUAUUAAUUAUACCCAGCAACAAAUAAUUGUACGACAUGCCUUCCAUUUGUGGUGAUACAGUUGAUAUGAAUGCUGCUUCGCAAUCAAAUAUAGUCGAAGGAAUUUCUAGUACCGAUAGUGUUGGUACGCACAGUGACAUUUCUGGGCAUACCACUAUCUCAGGAAGACCUAGAAUGGAUGUAGCUUGCGUUUUAGAUUUACAACAACCAGAACACUUGGCUCAGAGAAGGAGGGCCUUGGAGGAAGUUAGACAAGCGUGUAAUUUAGUCAAUGCUAAUAUGCAUCAUAUACAGUUUGAGAAACUCGAUUUUGGAGAAACAAAUGUACUUGAUACAUUUUACAAUGCAGAUGUAGCUGUCGUUGAUUUGAGUAUUCAAUUACAACAGUCUGCUUUAUUUUAUCAUCUUGGUGUUAGAGAAAGUUUUGGUAUGAAAGAGAAUAUCCUGUUACAUAAUGAUAUGGAUACAGAAACAACUAUCAGACUCAAGUUAUCAUGUGGCAGUUACACAUUCGUUUCAUACCGUGUAGUAGAAUGUGGUUCGUGUGUAGCAACAAACCCAGCAACUACCAGAAUCACUGGUGAUGAAGUAAUAGAUCCAAAACAGCAUCUUACAUUGAAAUUGAAGAAGCUUUUUCAAGAUGUUGAAGUACAAUCUAAAGCGCACAUGAAAGAAAAGUUCCUAGCGGAUUUACGUAAAGCACGUGAAACUUAUUCGGGUGAAGAACUUUCAAAAGCUCUGAACAACAUGCGUAAACGUUUAGAUGAUCCAAACGUUUUAUCGGGAGAGGUUGUACUGAACGUUUUGAUAUCGUUUCGUGAAAUACAGGAUUAUGAUGCAAUGGUACAGCUAGUUGAUGAUCUGAGAACAAUACCGACUCAUAAAAAUUACAUCAAUACUCCCGCUAUACGAUAUUUGUACGCGUUUGCGUUAAAUCGACGGAACAAAGAGGGCGAUCGAGAAAGGGCAUUAAAAGUUAUAGAGAAAGCGUUGGAGAAAAAAGAAAAUCAUGUUCCUGAUAUGUUAUGUUUGUGUGGAAGAAUAUAUAAAGAUAAAUUUGUUGAAAGUAGGCAUACUGAUUCAGAAAGUUUAAAGAACGCAAUUCACUGGUACAGGAAAGGUUUCGAGGUGCAACCGAACGAAUAUGCAGGGAUAAAUCUCGCCACGUUGUUAGUUAUAGCAGGGAAUGAAUUUUCGAAAAGUGAAGAACUGCAACAUAUUGGAAUGAUACUGAAUAAUCUUAUCGGAAAGAAGGGCAGUUUGUCAAGUUUAAAGGAUUAUUGGGACGUAGCCACAUUUUUUGAGAUCAGUGUGCUAGCCGAAGAUUAUUCAAAAGCUAUUCAAGCCGCCGAAUGUAUGUUCAAAUUGAAGCCACCAAACUGGUACCUGAAAUCAACAAUAGGGAACAUAUCGCUGAUAAAUAGAUUUCGUAAAAAGAAUGACGAAGCUGAGGUUUCACCAGAGGAGCAAAUAUUUAGUUUUUGGAUGGACUACUUUGUCGAAGCUACAAAAUCGGAAGUCGGAGAUAGUAUACGGUUUCCACUCCUAGUGCUGGAGCCAACGAAGAUCUUGAUGCCGAGCUACGUGAACGUUAAUUUGGGAGCAGAAGAAAAGUCGGUACAGAUUUGGAAUUUGUGCUUGGAUAAUAUGAAGAAUAGCUGUAAACAAGUUCAUGACUGGUUGUUUACCGCAAACAUGAUACGUAGUGUAAGCUUAUACAAGAGGGACGAGCGUUGCCUUUUUUUAUAUGUUCAUCAAAACUCUGAUGAUUUCCAAAUGUAUUUCCCGUCAGUUCAAUGCAGACAAAGGUUUUACGAUUUAAUAUUGGAAAUGACCAGAGAUCAAGAAGGUAUGGUUACUGACUUGGAUGCUUACAUGACCGAUGAUAGAAUGAAGUUUGAGUACGAGCUCGAUGAUCAAAAUAAACGGAUAAUGCUCGGUAAAGGCACAUACGGCGUCGUUUACGCAGCUCGAGAUCUGAAUACUCAAGUUAGAAUCGCGGUCAAGGAAAUUCGCGAACGAAAUCUGGGAGAUGUGCAACCCUUGCACGAGGAAAUUAAAUUGCAUAGUCAAUUGAGACAUAGAAAUAUUGUUCAGUAUCUUGGUUCCGUAAGCGAAGAUGGAUACUUCAAGAUAUUCAUGGAACAAGUUCCUGGAGGAAGUUUAUCAGCUUUACUUCGGUCAAAAUGGGGUCCUCUGAAAGAAAAUGAAUCUACGAUUGCUUAUUAUACGAAACAGAUUUUAGAAGGUCUAAAGUACCUUCAUGAUCAAAAAAUUGUUCAUCGAGAUAUCAAAGGUGAUAAUGUUCUGGUAAAUACGUAUAGUGGUGUAGUGAAGAUUUCAGACUUUGGCAUGUCAAAACGAUUAGCCGGUUUAUGUCCAAGUACAGAAACGUUUACUGGCACAUUACAGUAUAUGGCACCUGAAGUUAUCGAUAAAGGACAACGUGGUUACGGUGCUCCCGCAGAUAUUUGGUCUUUGGGUUGUACAAUAGUUGAGAUGGCAACUGGGAAGCCACCAUUUAUUGAAUUGGGUUCACCUCAAGCAGCUGUUUUUAAGGUCGGAUAUUACAAAAUACAUCCAGAAAUCCCAUCAGAACUAUCUGAAAGAGCAAAAAGUUUUAUACUGCGUUGCUUUGAACCUAACCCAGACAUAAGGGCAACCGCUGCCGAACUAUUAGAAGAUCCAUUUUUGAACGAAAAAAAGAAAACUAAUCGAUUAGUUGCACCGCCUGAUUUUGGUAGAAGUAUCUCGGUACCUGCUGAUAGACUCGAACGUUCGGGAAAAUCUGACAAAACAAACAAUAAUCAUGCCGCUUCUGCAUCUCCUAUUCAAACUUCACAAUCAGACGAUAGUGUUACAUACAGUGGAGGACUGACAAAGUCAAGCCCACUUAGAGAGCGCAGUCCAGCACACCUUCUGUCUCCCAUCAGAAUGCCCACUGCAACCCUUUCUUUUAACAGUACAAUAGGAAACACACCGUCUAUAGAAACAAGUGAAACCGAUACAUCCGGGGCUUCAAUGACCAGAAGAAGUUCGUCAGGUGGUUUAUUGUCGCCGGAAGUUGAAUUAGGAGGACAACCAGGACAAAAAACUGGUGAAGAACAAGAAGGUUUCUAUUUACUAAAGAAAGAUAGCCAAAGAAGAAUGACACUAACUAGAGUUCUCACGCAAGACGAAGCAAAAAUAUGUGAAGUUUGGAUGAGAGGUAUACAUCAAGCAGAGGGCCAAACUGUUCUUCAAAUGACCCACUUAGUGUUAUUAAUGCGUGCAUUAAGAGAUUACAUCGCGGAGCAAAACCAUGAAGUAAUCGUUACAGCUAUUAGAACGUUAAAAGAGGAGUUAGAUUUCGAUUCUACCGCUAUCAAUCAUCUCAAUUUAGCCAUUUACCUUUUCCAAACUGCAGUGAAUGAAGUUUUACGAAUGCACAGUAUAAAACCUCAUUGGAUGUUUGCAUUGGACAAUUUAGUCAGAAACGCAGUUCAAGCAGCCAUUACUGUACUAUCUCCUGAACUCGGUGCUAAUUUACUUGGUCAAGAACGCGUGCAACCUGGUGGUCAAGGUCCCGAAGAAGGUUCUACGUCCGGUGUGUCUACUGUAAACUCGGUGAAAUCUCAGAAAACCGGUGAUUCUGUCGAUAAUAAAUAUUGGAAGGAAUACAGGGAUCAAAUGGGAUCGUUGAAAAUGGAAAAUAUGAAACUGCUUCAGGAAUUGAUUGAUAGUCAAAAAUUGUAUCAGGGUUUAUUGCAACAAAUUCUUGACGAGCAAAGAGCUCAAGUUAAUACUUUGACAAGACUUUGCGAAAACAUUAAUAAAAGAAUUACGAGACAAGAAUCUGGUUAUAAUUCAUCGAUAUCCGGCAAUACGUUACAACAACCUGUAUCAUUGAUUGUUAGUAAUUCGCAUUCUAGUACAGAUCCAUACGCAGAUCAAGCUCUCGUCGAAUGGUUGCAGAGCCUUCAAAUAGAUGAAGCUACGAUCGAAAGAUUUAUGUAUGAACAAUAUACAUUGGACGAUGUCCUGAAUCAUAUCUCCCGAGAUGAUAUUCGUAGGCUUAAUCUCAGAGGAGGUAUCGAGCUAAGGAUAUGGCAAGCAAUAAUAAACCAUCGGCAAAGUAACAAUUAAAGUUACAGCAAGAGAAGGAGUGAUCGUUAAAUUAUAUAAAACAUUGGAAUUGAUUUUUAUGUUGACGGUUUAUUUUAUGCAGGGUACAAUGUUCGUUCAAAUGCGGUUGUUGCGGUUGAUGAAAAAUGUUAUUACGAGAAUAAAAUACCCGUGUCGUUAGGAAUAUUUCCCGUAGGUCGCGACUACGCGAAUGGUUUUUAAUGCACGAUGAUGUUAUUAGUUUAUCGCGUGGUUCCUAAACAUGGAGUAUUUACUAGUUACAAAACACGUAUGUACAUACAACAGAUUUUGAGUAUGAUAUGUCAGUUCAUAAUUCGGUAUUGUUACAUCCACUGUAAUCGGUUGUAUGUAAAAUUUAUAUUCUCAUUCAACAAUUUAUCAACGAUAUAGAACAUUAAUCUGGCCAAAUUUAGAUUUUUCAAAAUUUUGCAAGAGGAAGAUGUUGUUUACUUGGAAGCUCGGAAACCCAGUAAUUUGGUCCAAUUCUUUUGUCAAUACGUUCUAUUAACUUUCCUGCCAAAGCUGAAAUUGAUAUUAUUAUUAAAAAGAAUAAUACGUGCGCGUAGAAAGUUGUCCUGUAUUUUCGUGUUCUCAUUACUAUAAGUGAUAGCCUUGAAAGAAGCAAAUGCUCGUAGUGCCUUAUGAACCGGUGUAAUAGUACAACUGUAGUUUAUGUGCAAACAUAAAGUAAUGUUUCAUCGCUGUAACUGUAUAUUUCUCAAGAGUAAAUAUUUACAUAAAGUGUCUUCCUAGUUGCACAUAACUGUUUACUCGACAGAGAAGUAUUACGUAACAUACAGUUAUGUAUACGUAUACAUACAUAAAAUGCUUGUUAAAAGUCUGCCUUCAAUUGUGCGCUUAAGAAUUAUCAGUUUUUGUAGAUACAAAUUUUUCUAUAAUAGAUUUUGUGCUUUAUAUACGAUACUUUUGCGAACAGCAAAAAGUUUAUGCUUCUUCUGUAUAUUAUAUAAUCCAUGUCGACUUCCAUCGCAAUAACGCAACAUAAUCAUGCCAGAUAAUUAAUAUAAGUGCCUAAUUUUAUCAGGGAUAGAUAACGAUUUAAUUAUAUCAUAAUAAUUAAGAACAAUUUAGAAGAAUUAGUGGAUCAUUCGUACGGAUGAUACUCUAAUUAUUUCGAACGAUAUGUAUGCUUCUACAAAAUGUCGACUAAUUAGCAUCGAUAAGGAAAACAUUGUGCGCUGAGAUGAUUUUUAAAACGUUUUCACAUUGCUGUUUCAUUGUAUUUGAUAAGAUCAAUUAUAUUGUUAUUUUUAGUAAACUGAAAUUAAUAAUAAAGAUUCCAGCGAACAAGA